CGGAGGGGGAGGCUGGAGGUGGCGGCUUGUCCCGUUCGGGGGCUGGGGAGAAGGGGGAGGCCCUUGGCAGGCAGCUGAGUGGGCAGAGGAGAGAGAGCAGACAGCUCAUCCCUCCAUUUCAUCCACUACUGGUUGCCAUAUUUGUUGUCAUGAGAGCCGCCUACCUCUUCCUGUUGUGUCUGCCUGCCGGGCUGCUGGCCCAGGGUCAGUAUGACAUUGACCCAGACCACAUCCAGUACACACAUUACGGGGACCAGAUUGACAAUCCCGAGUACUAUGAUUACCAAGAGUCCACCCACCGACCUCCAGAGGAGCAGCUGCAGUACCAGUCCCAGCAGCAGGUACAGCAGGAGGUCAUCCCGGCCCCCACCCACGAAAAUCCAGAGACAGAACCCACAGAGCCCGGACCCCUAGACUGCAGGGAGGAGCAGUACCCCUGCACCCGCCUCUACUCGGUCCACAGGCCCUGCAAACAGUGCCUCAAUGAGGUCUGCUUCUACAGCCUCCGCCGAAUGUACAUCAUCAACAAGGAAAUCUGCGUGCGAACCGUCUGCGCCCAUGAGGAGCUGCUCCGAGCCGACCUGUGCCGAGACAAGUUCUCCAAGUGUGGUGUGAUGGCGACGAGUGGCCUAUGCCAGUCUGUGGCUGCCUCCUGUGCCAGGAGCUGUGGGGGCUGCUAAUGGGCAGGGGGCACAGGGAGGGGGGGCAGGGCCUGGAACCUCCAGGAGCACAAAUCCAGGCCAGUGGGCUCAGGGCUCGGGGCUGGCUUUGAUUCUCUUGUGGGGUUAAAAAAAAUAACUGGUUUUUAAUUUUUUCUUUUGAGUGUGUGAGCAGACAAGGGCAGGGACUGGGUGGGGAAGGGGACAUCCUGCCUCCUUCCUGUCCCCUGCCUCUCUUGCUCACCAGUCCCAAAUGUCAGCAAGGUCUGGAAGGGCCAAAAGAGGCCACAAAGUGGAUGGAGACACGACGUUCCAGUCCUGCCCCAGUAGCUGUGUAACCCUAGGCAAAUCCCAACCUUUCUGUGCCUCAGUGCUUUCAUCUGUGAAAUGGGUAUUGGGCCCGAUAGCUUAGGAGCCCCCUUCUAGCACUAAGCCUCUGAGCCUGCCAGACUUAAAGACCCAAAGCAAGACACCACCCCCCCCAUGGCAGCUCAUUCUACUUGUGGAUGGCUCUCCUUCAACCAAACUAAAAUCUGCCCAUGCACCUGCCCCCCAGUUCUGAGCUCCAGGGUAGAGCCAGGUAAGAUUACUUGCUCGGCCACUUGGCAGCCCUUCAGAUACUUGAAAAUCACUCAUGUCCCACCCCUUCCUAUCUCCUGGCUGGACACCCCCCCAGCUCCUUGUCAGUUCGGGCCCCCUGUCCCCCAGGUGCCCCCUUUUGGCAUUGCAGCUGGAGCUAAGGAGGGGCUUGGGCACAGAUGCCUGCUGCUUCCCCAGUCCCUCCUUCUGCCUGGUGCUCACUGGCACCCCACCUGUUUCCACCAAAGUAGGCCCUCGGGCAGGCCCCCCCUGCUCUAGGUUGGACGUACUGUAGUGGGGUAUCAGAUCAUAUCUAUUUUUUUUUUUGUAUAAAAUAAAGAAUUUUUCAAGAAAAAUAGUCACCCAGGUUUGGGAUCAGUAUGUUGAGGGAGGAGAAGGCCAGAUCUGCUUUUUUCUCCUCUGGGGGGCUGACAGAAGGGCGAGUGAGGGGAAAGCUGAACUCUCUAAGAAUAAAACUAACAAUGAUUCUAUGGGCAAUGGAGUGGACAGUGCUGGUCUGGGGGUCAGCAGGAGGCGGUGUUCACAACCAUCCUCCACGGGAGAUGGGGGGAGCAAGUCGGGCCCAGGUAACUCGGUCAUAGCAACUUAUCUGGACUCAAACGCCUUGUACAGAUAUGCCCGGAUGUGGACAAAUGCACACACAAAACAUGUUUACAGACACACACAAUACAGAUACAGGUGCAGAGACAAUGUAGCGAUGUGUCCACAUAUUUACAGCUACAGAAAUACAUCUGAUACAGAGACGUGCACACACACGUACAAUGUACACA
Molecule: messenger RNA, 2029 nt
Organism: Sarcophilus harrisii (Tasmanian devil)
Lineage: Eukaryota; Metazoa; Chordata; Mammalia; Dasyuromorphia; Dasyuridae
Gene: MFAP2
Product: microfibril associated protein 2
Exons: 9
Coding region: 150-680 (176 amino acids)
Biological process (GO): embryonic eye morphogenesis
Cellular component (GO): microfibril
Source: RefSeq, a predicted model, not a curated record